Morus notabilis is the source of this 1365-nucleotide messenger RNA. Its product is annotated as homeobox-leucine zipper protein ATHB-20. The coding region runs from base 175 to 1155 and encodes 326 amino acids. Gene Ontology annotation, molecular function: DNA-binding transcription factor activity, RNA polymerase II-specific; sequence-specific DNA binding. The transcript is spliced from 3 exons. The record is from RefSeq and is a predicted model, not a curated record. Gene Ontology annotation, cellular component: nucleus. Gene Ontology annotation, biological process: positive regulation of DNA-templated transcription. NCBI's taxonomy places the organism in Eukaryota, Viridiplantae, Streptophyta, Magnoliopsida, Rosales, Moraceae.
UGAAAAUCCUGUCACGAUGAAAGUGAGAGCCACCCCAUCUUCCACACUCACACCUCUCCCUCUCCUUAUAUUUCUAUAACCCAAACACUCUCAAUAUCUCUCAUCACUCACUCUUCCAAAAAAAAGAAAAAAAAAGAAAAAGAAAACUCAAAAUACCAGUUAUGCAUUGACAAUAUGGCCUUCCCACCUCAUAGUUUCAUGUUCCAAGCACACCAAGAAGAUCAUGAUCCUCAUCAAGACCACCCUCAUCAUCAACAACACUUUCUUGGUGGUGGUGGUCACCACGCGCCGCCGUUUAUGUUGCUGAAGAGAUCGGUGUCGUUUUCGGGCGUCGACGAUCACGGGCACCAUGAUCACCACCAUCAUCAUCACAACAUGAGAUGCGAGGAAUUGCUGAUGCAAGGAGGAGGAGGAGGAGGGGAAGACGAGGCGUUGUCGGACGAUGGAUCGCAGAGUAUUGGGGGGGAAAAGAAGAAGAGGCUGAAUCUGGAGCAAGUGAAGACUUUGGAGAAGAGCUUUGAGAUGGGAAACAAGCUUGAGCCGGAGAGGAAACUGCAUCUGGCAAAGUCCUUGGGGCUGCAGCCCAGGCAGGUUGCUAUUUGGUUUCAGAACAGAAGAGCCAGAUGGAAGACCAAACAGCUCGAGAAGGACUAUGAUGUUUUGAAGAAGCAGUUUGAUCUUCUCAAGGCUGAUAAUGAUGCUCUUCACUCUCAGAAUAAGAAGCUUCAUGCUCAGUUGUCAGCUCUAAAAGGUGGUAGUACCAGAGAUUUAAACGAAGGAGGGCGAGAAAAUCAUAAGAAAGAAGGCGAGGGAUCAUGGAGUAAUAAUGGAAGUGAGAACAGUUCAGAUGUGAAUUUGGAAAUCUCAAGGACUACUACUAUUACUCAGGUAAUAAACACUUGUUCAUCAGCAUCUUCUCAAAUACUAAAUGGGAAAACUCUCUUCCCUUCAACUCUAAGACCCACAAGCAUAACUCAACUCCUAGUCCAAGGCUCACCAAGGUCCGAGCACCACCCACCUCAUCAAAUGGUCCAAUCAUCGGAUAACGAAAACCUUUGCAACAUGUUCGUCAAUGGGGGCGUUAACGUUAACGCCGUCGAACAAGAUCAUCAGCAAGGGUUUUGGCCGUGGCCCGAGCAGCCCUAUUUCCAUUGAAAGCCAGCCACCAAUCUCCAAUUCCUAUUUAUGGCAAUCUUGUAGCAAUUAAACACUACUCGUCAUCUUUUUGGUACGUAUAAGGAGCUAAGAGAGACAUAAUUAAGUUAUAUCUUUACUAUGAGCAAAGUUUUAAUUCAUGUUUUUUUGUUGUAGAAAUGGUGUAUAGAAUUUUCAACUUAAAUAUAUUUCUUUCGAUAUUUUUCACUA